CGUAAACACAGCUACCAAAAAUAAAAUACGUUACUUUUUGGACAAUUUCACUCAAAAUUUGAAGGGUCACAGAUAACUGCACUAUAGCUCUAAAUUUAAUUUUGGUCUAGAGUUGAUUUGUAAAAUGUAAUUUUCGAUCUCUAAAAGAGUUGCCUUUAAUGCUUAGGGUAGAAGAGCAUCACUGAGGAAUUCAUUGUAUCCCUGGAUAUAUCGGCUAUUUACAAGGAUUUAAUCCUCAUAAAUUAUUGCAGUUCGAGAAGACGUAUGCUAGAAUGACACACGAUAUCAUGACUCAGCACUUAAAUGAUGAUUCUUUAUGUAGCAAUUUUGAAAGACUGAGAGAAGAAUAUCCCAGAUUAGAUUCUUAUACUAAAUAUACUCCCAUAGAUGACAUUUUGCCAAGAACUCUUACCUUCAGUAAAAGGUUGUGUGAGCGUCCAAAGCAUCGACAAGUGCCGGCAUAUGCUACCUUCACUAAUCCCAUGAACUAUGGUCAAUCCGUGUACGAUAUGAGUGACUUGGAUCCAAGGAAAACAUAUAUGCCAGGAUACACAGGUUAUUGGACUGGUAAAUUUGAUGACAUGGGUGUGACCUUUUCGAAAGGUGCUCAUCAGGAUUUGUCUGACCUCACCGCCUCCAGAUUGGAACGAUUGGUGGCUGAACGAAGACCAAAAGUGAACGAGUGGUAUCGAUGUCCUGUUCUGUAUCAACGAUCCGUGCCCUCCACAGAACAACGCCUCAUUUUUUCUGGCGCUAUUCCAGGAUAUACUGGGCAUAUUCCACACUGAAUUAAAAAACCCAUUAAAUAUAUGUUGAUGUAACGUUUUU
Molecule: messenger RNA, 828 nt
Organism: Parasteatoda tepidariorum (common house spider)
Lineage: Eukaryota; Metazoa; Arthropoda; Arachnida; Araneae; Theridiidae
Source: RefSeq, a predicted model, not a curated record